Ostrea edulis (European flat oyster) is the source of this 1770-nucleotide messenger RNA. RefSeq names its product gem-associated protein 8-like. The transcript has 4 exons. The record is from RefSeq and is a predicted model, not a curated record. Lineage: Eukaryota; Metazoa; Mollusca; Bivalvia; Ostreida; Ostreidae. Gene Ontology annotation, biological process: spliceosomal snRNP assembly. Gene Ontology annotation, cellular component: SMN complex. The coding region runs from base 158 to 988 and encodes 276 amino acids.
ACUAAUAUGUAGAGGAAAUGAAUCUUCUAACACAAAAGAGUUCUCUAAUUUUUUUAUACAACUAAAUACCGUUUUAGAAACGUUUUAACGGGUUUUAAGAGAAAAGGUUUGCACGUCAUAUUACACUGAAUAUGUUUACGGCGAACUACUGUUAAGAAUGGAUUCGGAUAGCUCAAUGUCCAGUGUUGAUCCUUCUAAAGGUGACCCAACGGUGGGAGAAAGUAAGAUAGUCCUGUUGGAAUCUGAACAAGGUUUAUCUAGUGAGGUAACAAGUUCUGAUUCUAACACAACGGAACUAAACAACACCUUAACAAGCCUCACUCCUGAUCCAGAUUUAAGCAAUACAGAUGUCAGUUACUCGUCAGGGGCCAAGGACUGCAAGGAUCCGUCAUUUAGUUUAUCCUUAUCAAGUAGUUGUGUUACAGAUGAAAGUCUGGAUGAGGCUUCUCCUCAGAAACGCAGUAAAAAUCUUCCAGGAUGUUCAUCACCAAAGUGGCAUAUGAACAAGUGCUUUGACAGAUACUGGAAACACUAUCAACAGUCUAUGGCUUGGUGUCAGAGACACUUUUAUAUGAUGAAGUAUAUGUCAAGUUGUAUGAGCUACACACCUCCUUAUCAUCAAGUGAAUAUAAACUCAUCCAGAUAUGUGACUCCUAAUGUUGGUAGAGGUCAGCAGUUCAAAAUGGGAAGAGGUUACGGAAGGGGUCGUGGAAGGUCAAGAGGUGGACUUGGUAGGGGAGCAGGUCAGCAAAAUCAUGCAGUUAAAAGACAGGGAGAUCAUGAAAAGACCAUCAGACCACCUGAGACAGAGUCUGACGUGGGGUUGGAGUCAGAUGACAGCGAGGUGUAUGAAAUGGAACUAACAGAAGAAAUGGUGCAGUUCUUUGCUCAUUCAGAGGAGCAUAGGAAACAGAGAGAUGCUUCCAAAGAAAUAAUCGGAGAAGAUGGAAAUGUUCAAAAGAGAAUUCAAAUAGAGGAAGCAAUAUAAAAAUAAAAGGGAGUAAUUUUAUUUUGUGACUUGUGCUUCUUUCAAAAUUAUGCAAAUACAAAUUCCUCGCGUAUACAUGAUAUUUAGUAAUACAGUAUUGUUAACUUUUCACAUUAGUUUCUUCUCUAAAAUUGUUGAGCCACUUUCAAGCAAACUUGGCACAAAUUAUCAGGUAACCGCUUUAGAAUUCUCUCUAGUGUAGCAUCAGACUACAGUAUGUCAAAUGAAGGUGCCUUUAAAUUCAAAUUGUAUUCCCUUCUGCUUUCAUUGAUGGAAAAAAAAUUAACUGAAAAAACUUUGAGUUUAGUCAAAUGUUACCCCUUGUCCCCUUCACAUGAGGCUUGAGCUACAAUGGGAUAUAAACCUUGAAAAUCACUAGACCACAAAAAGCUGCAAUUUUUCAAUUUAUGUUAUUGCUCUAUCAUAAAUACAUUUCUAUUAUGGUAAUCUAUUAAUUUCAAUGUAAAGUUUAUAUUAUGUUACCAUUUGGGAUAUUCAAAUCCAUGAACAUGACAUCCUAUUUCAUUAUCAGUGAAAGCAAACAAGAAAGCCCCCACCGUGGAAGCGCCCUCAGAACGGCCCGGUGUGAGGCGGACAGCAGAAAUGAUGAAGCUGUACGGGAAAGGAGCUGCAAUGAUUCAUGGGAUGGAAACUGCUGUACAGAUGUCAUAUGACAGGACUGUAGAUAUUCAACAACCCAAAUUCUGGCCAAAUAUGCCUCUUAAAAUUGUAUUCUCUUAGUACUGUAAUAAUUUUCAAAUUGAAGUAAAUGUUGAAAAGAA